AUGUCCGAUAUUAAUACAGAAGCAUUUUUAAAGGAAGUUGAUGCUUUAUACAAUUCACAAAAUAAAACGAGAAAAGAACAAGCAGAUAAUUGGUUACAGGCUUUUCAAAAAACGUCUGAAGCAUGGUCGAUAUCAAAUUACCUAUUAAGAGAACACCAGGAUCCUCAAGUACUUAUUGAGGCGCGCUAUUUUUGUGCUAGAACUUUAAGACAAAAAAUAACUCUUGACCUACAUCAACUUGACUCGAAUGCCCGUAUUUCACUCCGUGAUUCACUCCUAGAACUUCUUUACCAAUAUCGAUCUGGUCCUCGUAAUGUGAUUACUCAACUAUGCUUAUCUAUUGCUGCAUUGGCUCUCCAAAUGCAAGAUUGGAAAAAUGUAACACAUCAGGUUGCUGAAUUUUAUGGAAAAAAUCCCGAAACUAUAUUAUGUCUACUUGAAUUUCUAAAAAUUUUACCUGAAGAAGUCUAUACAAAUAAUCGUAUACCCAUAUCGGAUCACGAGUUUAGAAUUAGGGCAAAAGAAUUAUUGACAGAUAACGCCAAUGAAGUUUUACAAACACUUUUAAUUUAUUUACAAAAUUUGGGUACAUCGACCGAAUAUCAAGUAAAAGUAUUUGAGUGUUUGUUAAGUUGGAUAGAUUCAGGAGAUAUUCCGGUAACGGCUUUAGAAUCAAAUCCAUUUCUAGCCAUUUCAUUUGAAGCAUUACAAUCAGAUGAACUUUAUGAUAUUGCCGUUGAUCUCGUAUGUCAAAUCAUACAUGAAAGUGGUGGAAUUCCCGAAUCAAUGACCUUAAUCGAACAAAUAUAUCCUCGUUUGUUACCAUUAAGAGAGUCGUUGAAACGAGCAAUGUUAGACGAGGAUGAUGAUAAAGUUAGAGGAUAUUGUCGUAUUUUUACUCAAGCCGGCGAGUCUUAUCUUCAAUUAAUUGUUCAACAUUCUGACGCUUUUCAAAGUAUAGUUGAGAGUAUUGCCGAAUGUACUACCUAUCAUGAUACAGAAAUUGUUAGAAUAACUUUUUAUUUUUGGCAUAUGUUGGCCGAUACUUUAUACGAGCCUAGACAUGCGGACAUUAAACAUAAAUUUAAAAAUAUCUAUUCUGCUCUAGUUAAUGUCAUGAUUAAACAUUUACACUAUCCUAACGAUCUUUCAAGUUGGACAGCAGAGAAACGUGACGAGUUUCGUGAAUUUCGACAUGACCAGAUCGAUAUUGGUAAAGAAGUUCUAGGAGUGAAUCACGGAGUGAAAUACGGGCAUUCGAGUCAAGUUGAUGUAGGUCAAGAGUUAUCUUCAGAAAGAAAUAAAAGAAAUGUUAAUAAAUCAGAUUUUAAAGGGUUAACAAUUAAAUUACCGGAAGAAGAUAAGGCAAAAUUUAAGAAAACAAUAUCAGGUGAUGAGUACAGUUUAAAAAAAGAACGAUAUGAAUUUGAAGUGUUUCAACUUUUUAUUAGUAAUAGUAAUAAUCAAAUAACAUUAUCAAAUCAUAAAUUAACGUUAAAAACAAUGAAAGAAUUUGAAAUCUUAUUACCAAAUCCUAAAGGAGCAGAUGGUGGUUUGACAUUAUCAAAAAGAAAACCAGAUCGUUACUUUAAUGUGCAGCUUAAUUACAAUCUGUCCAAUACUAAAAAUAAAAUUAAUAAUGGUGUCGAUAAAGAGGGUAAAAGUGAUAAUAUGUUGUCAAAAAUACCCGAACAUCCACCAGAAAUAUAUAUUGAAAGAAAAAUCAGAAGUUAG
Entrophospora sp. SA101 is the source of this 1734-nucleotide messenger RNA. NCBI's taxonomy places the organism in Eukaryota, Fungi, Glomeromycota, Glomeromycetes, Entrophosporales, Entrophosporaceae. The record is from the annotation of a GenBank genome assembly.